AUGGAGCUCAAGGAUUCGGCUGCGAAUAUGUCAAUGCAUGGAUUUGGAAGGAUAUUCAUUAGCAAAUCGAAGCGAACACAAUUCGUCUGGUUGGUGAUCAUGAUCUGUAACUUGCUCAUUUUCAAUAUUUGUGUUAUUUCACUGUUGAGAUACUAUCUAAGUAACCCAUCCAUGACAAAAAGUGAAACGGUUAUCACUUCAAAAAUUCGUUUUCCCAGUGUUACGGUUUGUGGGCCUAGCGUCAGCAAACACAAACUGGAACGAUUUGCAGAAGAAUCCAAUAAAACUAUCCAGGUAGAUUUUGACGUCAACAAGAAGUUCUCACACCCCUAUCUCCGCAAGGAAGAAAUCUUACAGAAUUUAUCAACGGUUGAAAACUAUUGGAGAAUUAUACCUGACAUGGAGAGUCUUUUCAUGACGAAUACUUCAGGAUUUUGCACAUUUGCCACUCUAGAGAAAUGCAAUUUCACAAGUGACAUCGGAAGAGUACUAGUAUUUUACAAAGGUGUUUGCAAUAAAGUGAACGUGAACGGAAAAUAUUUUCAGAAAAAACCUGGUUCCUUACAUGGGCUUUCAUUCAUAUUGUUUGUUAAUAUAUCUGACGUUGUUCCAUGGGCAUUGUCAAGCGAAGGCGACUCGGUGUACGUUGAUAUAAAGGAGUUUGACGAGCCUGUAUUUCAUGGUUCAGGUUCUAUACUUGCAUCAGUAGGACAAUUAACACGAAUCGAAAUUAGCAAAACCCGUGGUAACCCGGCUUAA
Molecule: messenger RNA, 759 nt
Organism: Rhopilema esculentum
Lineage: Eukaryota; Metazoa; Cnidaria; Scyphozoa; Rhizostomeae; Rhizostomatidae
Source: RefSeq, a predicted model, not a curated record